UGAAUAUGAAAACUCACUGUUAAUGUUAGGAAUAGACAGAUUGGCUACAGUGUCACUGGAUGGACAACAAUAAAGCAACUGAAGAGAGUGGGGAAUAAAAAGGAGUUUCAGUGCAGUCAGGAGCAAGUGGAGAAGAGAAGAGUGGAUAAGCGUGCGCUUGAUGUGCUGCAGUGUGACGUGGAUGGAUGUGGGAUUUCUCCCCUGAUCUAUGUGUUGAUGUGAUUGGUGCCCAGAGUUCACCGCUUCACAGGCUGCUGCUGCCCUGGAGCCAGAGCGCAGGAAUUCACUCUCACCGAGACUAGCACACAAGACAUUUACUUACACACGUUUCACACACCAGACGCCACAUGGACAGAUACACACUCUGGCAGCAGCACUUCAAGUGAUAACCGCACUUGUGUUUAAAACAAAGUGUUGUGCUCACCUUUUUGACAGCUGCCACAUCCAUUCCAACCUUUUUUAACAUUUUCUUCAAGAUUUAAGAAAAGGGGCUUUUUUACACCUCAUUGUCCUCAGGGCAGGAAGACAAUUGUCUUUAGUUUUUGGAGUAACAGCAUUGGGAGAUUUUGGGACUAGUUGCUCUUUGUAGCAUCAGCAUCCUUACUGUGGUAAAGCUGUCUGCGGGGGCUUGCCGUCAGCAUGCAGGUGUCUUUUGUGUGCACGGACCACCGAGCCGUCAGCCGCAGCACAGAGGACCGACUGAACCGUCAGAACACCAACAGCCCCAGUUUGGGGACCAAAAGCAAGUUUCGCGCCGUGGCAAUGGUGGCCCGUAGCUUGGGCCAACUGUCUGUGCAGAACAUGCCUUCGUCUGGUGACCACUGCUUGAGAACUGGCAUGAAAUAUAGGAACCUUGGGAAAUCUGGCUUACGGGUAUCAUGUCUAGGGCUGGGCACAUGGGUGACGUUUGGUGGUCAAAUAACAGAAGAGAUAGCUGAGCAGCUGAUGACGCUGGCGUACGAGAACGGUAUCAAUCUGUUUGACACAGCCGAGGUGUAUGCGGCAGGGAAGGCUGAAACGGUUCUCGGGAGUAUCAUCAAGAAGAAAGGGUGGAGACGUUCCAGUUUGGUCAUCACCACCAAGAUAUACUGGGGUGGAAAAGCAGAAACAGAGAGGGGCUUGUCUAGGAAACACAUCAUAGAGGGUCUAAGGGCGUCACUGGAGAGACUUCAGUUAGAGUAUGUGGACGUGGUGUUUGCUAACAGACCUGACCCCAACACACCAAUGGAAGGAGAUCCAUUUAACACUUCAAAAUCAAGAACAUUCAUCAUAGAAGAGACGGUCCGAGCGAUGACCCACGUGAUUAACCAGGGAAUGGCCAUGUAUUGGGGCACGUCCCGCUGGAGCUCCAUGGAGAUCAUGGAGGCGUACUCCGUGGCACGGCAGUUUAACCUGAUCCCACCGGUCUGUGAACAGGCCGAAUAUCACAUGUUUCAGAGAGAGAAGGUGGAAGUACAGUUGCCUGAACUCUUCCAUAAGAUCGGUGUGGGCGCCAUGACGUGGUCUCCGCUGGCCUGUGGGAUCAUCUCAGGAAAGUAUGACAGCGGUGUGCCUCCUUUUUCCAGAGCGUCUCUCAAGGGCUACCAGUGGUUGAAGGACAAGAUCCUGAGUGAGGAAGGCCGCCGUCAGCAGGCGAAGCUGAAAGAGUUGCAGGCCAUUGCGGAGCGGCUGGGCUGCACGCUGCCCCAGCUGGCCAUCGCUUGGUGUCUGAGGAAUGAGGGGGUGAGCUGUGUGCUGCUGGGGGCCUCCAGCACAGAACAGCUGAUGGAGAACAUAGGAGCCAUUCAGGUUCUUCCAAAAUUAUCAUCAUCAAUUAUACAUGAAGUGGACAGUAUCCUAGGCAACAAGCCAUACAGUAAAAAGGACUACCGGUCUUAAAAGGAAAGCCAGUGACAGUGCUUCUUUCUCUGAGCUUUGACUG
This is a messenger RNA of Carassius auratus (goldfish), 1921 nucleotides long. Its product is annotated as voltage-gated potassium channel subunit beta-2-like. The coding region runs from base 640 to 1878 and encodes 412 amino acids. The record is from RefSeq and is a predicted model, not a curated record. Gene Ontology annotation, cellular component: voltage-gated potassium channel complex; membrane; cytoplasm. Gene Ontology annotation, biological process: regulation of action potential; regulation of potassium ion transmembrane transport; potassium ion transport. Gene Ontology annotation, molecular function: transmembrane transporter binding; potassium channel regulator activity; voltage-gated potassium channel activity. The transcript has 15 exons. NCBI's taxonomy places the organism in Eukaryota, Metazoa, Chordata, Actinopteri, Cypriniformes, Cyprinidae.